Molecule: messenger RNA, 6584 nt
Organism: Python bivittatus (Burmese python)
Lineage: Eukaryota; Metazoa; Chordata; Lepidosauria; Squamata; Pythonidae
Source: RefSeq, a predicted model, not a curated record
AUGCGCGUAAUCCUGAGGGGCGCUGCUCCUCGGGCCGCCUCUGGGACGGCUGGUCUGAGAGGCGGGGAAGACGGAGGGGGGCGAGGAAACGCGGAACAGCCAGCAGAGAGAGCGAGCGAGCGAGCGAGCGAGGGCGAGAGAGAGGGGAGGAGUCGGGCAGGGAAAAGGGGGAUUGGAAGAAGGACGCCGAGGGAUAGAGAGCCAGGCGGCGGCGGCGGCGGCGGCGAAGCGGGAGCAGAAGGGACGGCGACGCUGGCAGGGUCGACGAGAGCCGGAGCCGGAGCCGGAGCCGGGAUUACCCCGCGCAGCUUGGAGGAGAAGUUCCUGGAGGAGAACAUCCUGCUCCUGCGGAGGCAGCUGAACUGCUUAAGAAGAAGAGAUGCUGGCUUAUUAAACCAAUUGCAAGAAUUGGACAAACAGAUCAGUGAUUUGAGGCUGGAUGUUGAAAAGACAGCAGAUGAACACCUGGACAUGGAUAGCCGUCCCAGCUCAGGGUUUUAUGAGCUGAGUGAUGGGGCUUCUGGAUCACUCUCCAACUCGUCAAACUCUGUUUUCAGUGAGUGUUUAUCCAGUUGUCACUCCAGUACUUGCUUCUGCAGCUCUUUGGAUGCAUCCUUGAGUAGCUCAGAUGGACGGCCCAAGUCUGCAGAUUUCAUCAGCUGGCUGGAGCAUAACAAAGGAAUCCAACACAAUGACACAGUGGGGAUGGCCUCUGGCUCUCCAUCAAUGCCACACUCAGAUUCUCUUGACAUUGUUGCAGAUGUACAUCCAAAGUAUCAGUGCGAUCUGGUGUCUAAAAAUGGAAAUGAUGUAUACCGUUAUCCCAGCCCCUUACAUGCUGUUGCAGUGCAGAGCCCCAUGUUCCUUCUGCCAGUGACCAGUGGUCCCCCAAGAGAAGAAGAAGAAAGAACCAGUGGCAAUGCUGAUGAUGCUUGCGUUGAAGCUGAACUCAGCUCAGAAAAAACAGUUGAUUCUUGUCUCCCGCACACCUCUCAUUCUCCAUCCUGUCCUUUGCCCAACAGAAAAAUGGAUGGAUAUAUCUUGAGCCUUGUGCAAAAAAAGGCCCCUUCAGUUAGGACUAAUAAACCAAGAACGAAUCUGAAUGCAGACCUGGCCAAGGGGAUUUUGAGACAUGGAAGCUUGUGUCUUCGGCAGAUGGCUAGUGUUGCUUCUAGCAAUACCACUAACAUUAAGAACCUCAGUCAGCCACCUUCACAUUCCAGUGGAACCAGUCUCACCCUAGAUAACAGUGCCUUUUCUCCCCUAAAGCAGCAUUCAAGAGAAAUAGAGCAUGUGGAGUUAAAAAAGAUACCUGCACCUGCUGUUUUCCCACCAAAUGGUAAUAAUGAUCAAAGCAAGCAGUCAGUGAGGAAUGUCAAAACUCAAGAAGUGAUGCGAUCCCCUGUGACUACGAGUGAUGUUCCCAAGGAAAGUGGUCAACUCUUCUUGACAUGUCCUAAAGAAAGCCCAGGACAGCACAUAACAUCCUUGAAAGAAAAGAAAGCCAUCCAGCUUCCCAAAAAGUUAUCAUUUAAAAGCAAUGGGAUGCAGUCAGCUUGCUCUGUUUUGUCAGGUCAGGAGAGCAGACCAUUAGUGGAAUUUAAGAGCGAGGGGUCAUCAUCUCAGAGUCUGGAGGAGGGAUUGCUCGUGAAUGCCCAGUUCAUACCUGCUCAGCCACAAACAGUCAGACUUCACAAAGGCACCAGGAGUGUCAAAAUUCUCAAAAGUUCUAUGGUGAAACACAAGUCUCAUCUUGUCACAGUGUUGGAAAAUGGGCCUCAGGCUGGACGUGAGAGGGCCAAACCUGUGGGCAAAAAGUGUCACUUCCUGGAUGACUUGGAUACAAAUAAGAAGGCAAAAAAGACCACUUUGAGAGGGAAGAAAGGUAUCCAUCUGCAGCCAGACGCCAACCUUCUGAGUCGGCAGCCAGGCGUAUUUAGGUCUAUGAUGAGGCCCCAUGGACACAGCAGAGAACCAGUGGUUGCCAAGCCCAAACACAAGCGAGCUGACUAUCGGCGCUGGAAACUGUCUGCAGAGGUAUCUUAUGAAGAUGCCCUUAGGAGGGCGAGGAGGAACAGGAGAGAAGCUAUAGGAGUCUAUUCGCAGAUUCCACAUCCUUAUAUUAGUCCUUAUGCCUAUGUUGCUAGUGACUCAGAAUAUUCAGCUGAAUGUGAAUCCCUCUUCCACUCCACUGUAGUGGACACCAGCGAGGAUGAAAGGAGCAACUAUACCACCAACUGCUUUGGGGACAGUGAGUCCAGCUUAAGUGGAGUGGAGUUUGUUGGUGAAAGCACAACCACCAGUGACUCAGAUGAAAGUGGGGGCCUCCUUUGGUCCCAGUUUGUUCAGACCCUUCCUAUCCAGGCAGUGGCUGCUGCUUCAGAGCUCCAUGAAAAUGCAGCCAAAGCCUUUGUUAAGAUUAAAGCAUCCCAUAACCUUAAGAAGAAAAUCCUCCGCUUUCGGUCUGGCUCUCUCAAACUGAUGACUACUGUCUAAAUGCAUAUGAAAAAUAAAUUAUAGCAGCGAUGAUCACAGUAUCUCUGCCUAUUGGCGAAACGCCUCUGUGUAAGGGAAGUGAGUGUCAGGACUCUGGUGGGUCUUGGGGACAUUUCUUCAGGACUUGGAAGCUGUGCAGCAGUGCUGGCUCCAAGAAGGCCCUUAACUGGCUGUCAACAGAGCUGCCUGCCUUAACAUCUUGAGGAGCAGGGCAAGCAACUUUUCUGUGACCCGAGUGCACAUGUUUGUGUACGUCUGCUUUUUGGGCUGAGGACUAUCGAGGGUUUGCCCAGAUCAAGCAAGGGAGGGAAGGGCAUGUCCCACAAGGUGACAGUGUUGUGCCAUUCCAAGGUUUCCACAUCUUUUCCAGCUUCGGAGGUCAGUUUAAGAAUCACCACUCUAAGGUUACCCAAGGAAUGUUAAAGAAUGACAACGUUUUUGGGACAGGGACAAAUACUGCAGACUUAUUUAGGGGAAAUUUAAGGGGUACAGUGUUUGCCUUAAGCCUUGCAGAGAUUUAAGUCAUCUAUUUUACUCCUUGAAAUCUCCAACAAGGGAAAUUUGGCCUUAAAAAUCCUCCAGACCAUACCAUAGAAUGAAAGUUUCUAUCUCAUUCCAUUUGGGGGGAAUCUGGAGGUUACAAAUAGGGUGCUGGAGGACUCCAUAUGACCCAGGGUGUCUAUCUCUGACUUAAAUUUUGAAAUAUCCCUUAAAACAACAGAACAUUGGGCAAAUUUUAUCCCCUUCUUCUGAUGCUUCACUUUUGGCAUGACAAGGGCCUGCUUUGUGAGAAGGGGAGAAUUAGCUCUUUUAAGUUUACAGACUUUCCUGCUUGAUGCCUGAAGGCCAUUCUCACUUGCCUUAAGCAAUCAGGCAAGUGGCUACUUACAAGUCUGGUGUGAGCAGGGAACAACAACAACAACAAAGAAUCUGGCAGCCUUUUCUAACCUGAUACCUUCCAGUGUGGGAACUGCAAUUCCCAGAAUUCACAGCCAUCAAGAAAGGUAGCAGUCCAGCCCAUCAGGGAAGGUUGUCCUAUACAGACCAUUUUUGAUCCCUCUGGUGCUGCUGCUUUUUAGCUGGAUGGUCAUCUGCCAAAAGAGUUCUUAUGAAGAUAUGACCAACACACAUCUGCCUACAUAAACAAAACAAGGUGCUUCUUGUAAAUAAUUUUUCUAGAAUGCUUUUCCCCCCCCCAAAGGCACAUAUUUAAGUCUUAAUGGACUGCUUAGGUAAUAUCACUUGAACCUCCAUGUUUUUGAAUCAACACUAGUGCCUUUUAAGUGGUGAAAACAAAGGCCACUGUGCUAGUUUUUAAGCAUAGGAUUAAAACAUCAGUUUUCUGCUCAGGCAGAUUAAGACACAGAGAAAUGGAAGAUUUAACGAACAAAUGUUGAUUAAAAAACAGUGUUAGAAACAUUGAUGUAAAAAGGUGGUUAAAAAUGAUGAAAAUGCAGGAUACACAUUUUAUAAAUAAGCAAACAAAGUUCUUGGCAAGGGUUGUGUUGAUUCAUACAGCAUCGCUGAUUAACACAGAAAAGCUUCUCUACCUCAGCUCAUGUAGAGAGAAACAUGUCACAUUCACAUGGACAAAAAACAAACAGCAACCAAAAGUGUAGCUGGUGAUUCUGAGUAGCAGUAGAGUAAUUUGUAUGAGGUUUUUAAAAACGCAUAAUCUCCAUAAUCCACAUACAUUUUAUAUUUACAAAAAAGAGAGCAUUUUCAAGAUCUUGCUUGAAGCCUCCUUAUUUAUACUCAGAUUAACUGUUCAUGUUGUUCAGCACUGUCUAUUCUGAAUUAAAGCUGCCUUCAGAGUCUUGAGCAGAGGUUUUUCCCAUAACUUUCUCCUGGAUGAUUUUUAAAUGUUAAAGCAGGGAUUGAACUGCCUACAAAAGGAGGAGCCUCAGCACUGAGCCAUAACCACCUAAAGCUGCCUUGAAUUUAGAUAAUGAUCCAUCUAGCCCACUGUUCUAUGGCUUUUCCCAGUCUUACUUUCUGAGAUCCAUAAGAGGAUGGGAGCUUGGGACAUCUGCUCUACCUCUUGAAUUACUGUAUUCAUCUCUUACUUUCAUGUACGACUUUUAGUAGGACUGAAUACUGAAUUGGAUUAGGAGGUGGCAACCCAAAUAGUUAGAUGAGGGAAGAGAAUGCUAUACGCUUCAAAUCCUCCCUUAUACCUGCAGACCGCUCUUUCAGUUUCUAGGAUUUAGAUGGGGUAGGAAGAUCUGCCUUCUGCCAUUUGAGACUGCUUUAUUAGUCUUGUGAAAGUUCAAGCACUUUGAAUAAGGAUGUUUAUGGAGGGAACCUAAAAUACACCUCAUCGUGCAGUCUUGAUGCGAAUUCUAACAACAUGACAUGCAGCCUUCCAUCCUUUAUUUAAUCUGCUGGAUACUUUGGGCUGAAACUGCUUUGCCAUCAUAAGAACAUUCCCUAUACAUUUUGAAUUUUAAGAAUAUGUUCUAACAUUUACAAUCAAGAUUUAAAACCUGAAAAAGGUGUUUGGAAUGAAAUGCCAACCCAGAAGAAGCACUGAAUCAGAAUAUUGGCAACAUCUGGAAGUUCAGCAACAUUUCUGAAUUUUGAAUGAAGUGAUUCCAGUUGUUAUCCAUCCUCAAGUGCUUGAACUUCUAAAAUUGAGUUUAAAAAAAAAAAUCUUGGCAAAUAUCAAAUUCUCAGAUGUUAUUUGUAUUCCAAGGUUUCAAACUCCAUCGUUCGCUAGUUAAAAUGUCAAAGAAAUAUGUUCAGUAUUUUGUAUUGUUUUGUAGUUCUGUACAUAAGUGAGGAUUUUAAAACAAUACUUCAAAUUAGGGUAAAUAUUCCAAGUGGAGGGGUGGUUGAAGAAUAUAAUUUAGGGAUACUUUUCAUUGGUAUGCUUUGUCUUGAACCAACCUAGUCUCACAAGUGCUUUUCGGACUGAGGAUUCUGCAGAAGAUAUAAGCCUUGAACCUUUAGAUGCUUGGUACCCUGAUGAAUUAUUAGAAUUAAACCAUGGGAAUAGUAGUAAAUAGCAAUAUAUAGCCCAAACACUUUCACUUCUGAAAACCUGUAGAUCUUGCUAAUUCUUCUUCUCCCUCCUUUAAUAAUUCUUUGUUUAAGAAUAAAGCGUUAAAGUCAAUAAAGACAUUGCUAAGGGUUGAUGCUUGGUUUUGCAGGAUGCCAGUUUCUAAUUUAUUUUUAAUUUUAAAAAAUCUUAAAAUACGCUGGGGCAAAUAGGCUGGAUGAUAAAGCUAUAAUAGCUUCUUCCACACUGAUUAUAUGCAUUGAGGUUAGGAUGGGGAAUUUUCCCCCUCACCCCACUCAGUUGCUUUCUAGUUCCAUUCUGUCUCCCUACUAGGGUUAGAAUGUAAGAGUUCUGCUGGUCUGAACUAAAGGUUUAUCUAGUCUAGCAUCCUGUUCCCCACAGAGACCAACCUGAUAAUUCUGGGAAGCUUACAAGGAUAGCAGUAGAACUCUCCCAUGUUCUCCAGGAAGUAGAACCGAAAGGCCAGCUCACUCUGACUUGGAGGUAAUAGACAUAAUGAAUGAUAGCUGUUGAUAGCUUUGUCCAUUAGGAAUUUGCCCAGUACCCUUGUAAAACCAAUCCUAUUUCACUUGGUUAAGAUGUACUUUCCUCUGUUUUUCCUGAAUCUACUUUUCAGUUUUUUUGGAAGAUCCUACAUUCCAGCAUUUUACUUUUAUAUGCCUCUCUUUUCUCAUACAAGUUUUCUAAGCUACAAAUCCCAACUGUUACAACUUUUCUUUGUAUGGGAGCUGUUCCAACCCCUUGAUCAUUUUGGUGGCCUUUUUCUGCACCGUUUCCAGCUCACUAAUAUCCUUUUUGAGGUGCAAUAACCAGAACUCAGUAUUCUAAAUAUACAACACAAUGGCAAUUGUCUGAUACUUCUUUCCUUUGACUUUGGGAAAACCCCAAAAGUCUCUUUAAGUAUAUUGUGUAAUAUUUUUUUUCCAUACAGCCUACACAAAUAUGCAUGUUGAAAGCAUGAGUGUCAGUUGUGUCAGUUUUAAUGUGUCCAAUAACUGUACAACAUAAGCAGCUGUGUUUUAUAUCUUGAUAUAAAUCAUAUUGCUUUAUAAAUUAAUAUAAUGCA